Molecule: messenger RNA, 429 nt
Organism: Mycena citricolor
Lineage: Eukaryota; Fungi; Basidiomycota; Agaricomycetes; Agaricales; Mycenaceae
Source: the annotation of a GenBank genome assembly
CUCGGACUUGGCACAGACAUUUUACAGCAUGUAAGGAUCCACUACAAAAAAACCCGAAGGUGAUACAUGCAUUAUUUGGCUCUACAGACUGAAAACACCUCUGUAGUGCACAAACACCUGUCAGUUACGAUCAAUAGUAGUGUCAGUGCUUUGAGGGGGUGGUUUGAUGGCCUCCAGAGGGGGCCUCGAAGCCCAUUUAUGUAAUGAAAUGAAUUGGAGCUCCCUGGAGUGUCUCUACUCUCCAGUCACCAUGCUCCGCUCUCCAGCCUUAGCCCUUCUUCCCUUAUGCAGCACAUCCCAAGAAGUCGGAAAAAAUGUCUUAACGAGAAAACCCAAUUUCUGUAAGUACCGGUAACAGGUGGUAAGACCAGCAGCUGUCACCAAUACUCAUCUGUGCAAAGCGUCACACUACCUGUCCUGGGCACUUCC